Molecule: messenger RNA, 4816 nt
Organism: Myxocyprinus asiaticus (Chinese sucker)
Lineage: Eukaryota; Metazoa; Chordata; Actinopteri; Cypriniformes; Catostomidae
Product: cyclin-dependent kinase 14-like
Exons: 15
Coding region: 242-1654 (470 amino acids)
Biological process (GO): protein phosphorylation
Cellular component (GO): cytosol; cytoplasm; nucleus
Molecular function (GO): cyclin binding; ATP binding; cyclin-dependent protein serine/threonine kinase activity
Source: RefSeq, a predicted model, not a curated record
UCCAGAUUUGCAGAGCGAACACAAGACAAACCGCCGCGUUCAGACACGCUGCACUGAAGUUUCGCUCAGAACAAUUAUUGCGUAUUUUCCUUGAGAUAUGGAGUCUAAAGCGAAGACAUUAAAAAUGUAUAUUUAAAAACUAGGACGGUGUUUUCACACAACAGGAUAUCACAUUUAAUUCGUGAUUAAUAACUCCCCGGUUCCUUCCACAGUGUUUUCGGAUAUCUGACGCCCAUCCCAAAUGUGCGAUUUAAUGCCAGCGGCUCAACCUGCAGAAAAAAUCGGCAAAAUGAAGAAAUUAAGAAGAACUUUGUCCGAAAGCUUCAGUCGCAUCGCUUUCAAGAAAGAAGACGGCGGUUUUGACGAGAUAUGUGUCACGAAGAUGUCCACUCGCAGCUGUCAGGGAUCAGACGCGCUCAUCAAGACGUUAGACACCAUCCCUGAAGAUAAGAAAGUGCGAGUGCAGCGGACGCAGAGCGGCUUUGAUCCCUUCGAGAAACCCGCCAGCCAGGUGAAGCGCGUUCACUCUGAGAACAAUGCCUGCAUCAACUCCAAAAGUCCCUCCGCCGGGAAAGAGUCUCCCAAACUACGACGCCACUCCAGUCCCAGUUCUCCCACGAGCCCAAAGUUCGGAAAGGCAGAUUCUUACGAGAAACUGGAAAAGCUCGGAGAGGGCUCGUACGCCACGGUAUACAAAGGGAAGAGCAAGGUGAACGGAAAGCUGGUUGCUUUGAAAGUGAUUCGUCUACAGGAGGAAGAAGGAACGCCGUUCACUGCCAUCAGAGAGGCGUCUCUUCUGAAAGGCCUGAAGCAUGCGAAUAUAGUGCUGCUGCACGACAUCAUUCACACUAAAGAAACUCUGACGCUGGUCUUUGAGUAUGUGCACACAGAUUUGUGUCAGUACAUGGACAAAUAUCCAGGAGGGCUCCAUCCGGAUAACAUCAGGCUUUUCCUGUUCCAGUUGCUAAGGGGUCUGUCUUACAUCCAUCAACGAUACAUCCUCCACCGCGACCUGAAACCACAAAACCUGCUCAUCGGCGACACGGGCGAACUCAAACUUGCCGACUUUGGUCUUGCACGUGCAAAGUCAGUCCCCAGCCACACGUACUCUAAUGAGGUGGUGACUCUGUGGUAUCGGCCGCCAGAUGUCCUGCUCGGUUCUACAGACUACUCCACCUGUCUGGACAUGUGGGGUGUCGGAUGCAUCUUCAUUGAGAUGAUUCAGGGAGUGGCGGCGUUCCCGGGCAUGAAGGACAUUCAGGACCAGCUGGAGCGGAUAUUUCUCGUGUUGGGGACGCCGUCUGAAGAGACGUGGCCAGGUGUGCACUCACUCCCUCACUUCAAACCAGAUCGUUUUACAGUUUACAGCCCUAAGAAACUGAGACAAGCCUGGAAUAAGUUGGGUUAUGUGGAUCACGCUGAAGAGCUGGCGUCCAGGUUUCUUCAAUGCUUCCCAAAGAAGCGUCUCUCAGCACAGGCGGCGCUCAACCACGAAUACUUCAGUCACCUGCCACCGAGACUCUGGGAGCUGCCCGACAUGUCUUCUAUUUUCACCGUUCCCACCAUUAAGUUACAGCCGGAAUCUGGUGACAGCAUCCAGAUGUGCAGUAAGAGCAACAGUCACGGCAAAACAACAGCAAUCAGCAAACACUGACCUGAUGAACCGCACGCCACGAAUGAAGAAGGUUUUUGCUGUCAGCCGUGAAGAAGCAGAAGGACAACGAGAGAAGAAUGGUGCAGGAGUGGCUCUCCUGUUUAUUUAAAUAAUUUUAUUUCCAGCUGAUUCGACUUUCCCUGUGAGACUGUCACAUCUGAAUUUAUCAUCUGUUUGUUCCCGAGGAAAGUUGCAUAACGUUCACACAUCGUCGUCAUGCAAACAACGCUCGGAAACAUCAAAUGAAGGACUUCAAAAGGCAAUUAAUACGGACUGGUUGUGUGUGUAGCUACCUAUGAAUGAAUGUACUUUUGUAUGUACGGUAAAAUAUAAGUAUUUGUCAGAGAGAACCAACCAAAUGCCGUCCCAUGCACAAUCAAACGCUAACAAGACAUCUAUCAACAGUACUGAGAGAGCAUCUAGCAUUUCUUGCAACCUUCCACUUUCUGGGCUACUUUCUGAAAGUUUUCAAUAACAGUAAUUCCGACAGUAAUAACGAUAAUCACACUGACACGUUUGCAGCCUGAUGGUGCGCGUUCACUCAAUUCAGGGACAACGGUAAAGCAAUUGGCACCAUCGCUUGCGGCUGAAAGGCAUUCGGGUGGAUAAUCGUGGUACUUGAGAAACACUUGUGUUGGUGUACGUUUAUGUGUGUAUUUAAAUAUGCAUUGAGUGUUAAAUACAGGCAAUACGUUUCACUGGUGCUACUGUGCAUGAAAAAGAAAUUCGGUCGUCCACGUUUAGAAAAAUUAAUUCCGUCCGAAGGCCCGUGACAAUCUUAUAAUGAAUUGCACUCACUAACUGAUCAUUAACAUGGCCCAAACCGAUUUUUACAAGCUGUUACUUUAAACUUUAAGGGGCUGUUCACACAGACGACAUUCUUGCCUUCAGCUGUCUAUCUAAACAUGUGCUUCGUCUUUGACCAUUGCGACGCAUUGGACUGUUUUUAGUGUCUUGCGCCAUGAGCACUGUGUUCAACUUAACACAGCAUUUGGUUCCAUUUUGUUCUAGUUUGAACGCAACAACACAUCCUGUGUGAACACCCCCUUACCUUUAGUGUUGCUAUAAGAAGCGUUUCUCAAAUAGCUUUUUUAAGAAGGAAGUAGGGUGGUCUAAAAGACCCUUUCUCAAGUGCACUACUCCCCUAGUCUGCGUACUGAUCAGGGCUCUCGGUACGACAGUUACUAUACUGCUCUUCCUGUUAAUGUCCGUCCGUUUUGUCGCAAUUGAUCAGAUCUAUUGUGCAAGAUAAUAAUAUAAUCUGUGUUUGGUACAGUAUUAGUUGCUUUAACCAUAUGAGUCUCUUUGUUUUUAAAAAAUACUGUAAAAUAUCAAUGGAUUUUGCUUUCUAUGAUAAGUGCACAAGCUUGUUGAACAAUAGCAAUGUUUGGCCUUACACUGUUAAUAGAGAAUAAAGAAUACAGAUUUGUACAGUAACAUCACCCUGAUUAUAAUCGUAUUUAAUGGAUCAUAAACCGAAUGGAAUGCCGUUACUCAAGUGUACAGGUGUGCAUGUCCAUUUAUACAUCAUGCCUUUACAGUUACAGUACAUUACAGAUCCUGACAUAAUCCGUUUGUACAAGUUGAAUAUCUUGAUCAGCUUCAAUCAUAAUAGUAUGGCUGUUGGUCCGAGCAUUAUAAUCACGUUCAUGGAGUUUAAAAGGUCAUCACCUACUGCGAAUGCACUUUUGAACAUUUUUGCUGAACAUUCCAGCUUAUCCACAAUUAAUAACGGAAACACGAUCACUCACGCAUGUUCUUAGUGACUAAGGUGAUGUUUAGCAUAUUCAUUAUUUUUUUAAUGGCCGGAAAAGCAUGUGGCUCCAUAGUGCUUCACCCAAUAAAGUUUAAGAAAUGGGUGGAUGAUGUGAAGCUAUGAACUGAGGUGAGUUACGUUGAUAUCAUAAACUACUUCGAGUUGUUAAGACAGACAACAGCUGCACUACUAGACUAUGUAACAUUUACAAUGUUUGGGUUGCUCGUAUUAGUAGUUAUUACAUUGCUUCUUAUGGAGACCGCAACCAACAAACAGUCCAGUGGCGAUUAGAAUCAUCGUGUACACACUGUAGUGUUUUGGGAGUGACAACCGCAUUUCAACUGCAUGUAAAUGCAGAACUGGAUCUCCUAAAUGAUCUGAAAUUGUGAUGGUGAAAAUCAGAGUGGCAUUUUGGCAUCCGUAAACAAGAAACAUGGAUGCCAACAGUUGAACCCAUUUGGCGUUGGUUGUUUUUACUAAAGGAAUAUUAGUGUCCAAAGAUGUCCGGCAGCUGUUAGUAAACUGGCGUCAGGGUUAAUGACACAACGCUCAUUAUUCAUCAGCGAGUAAUGACGCUGACUAUCACACCUGGAGUCAUGAGUUCGAAUCCAGGGUGUGCUGAGUGACUCCAGCCAGGUCUCCUAAGCAACCAAAUUGGCCCGGUUGCUAGGGAGGGUAGAGUCACAUGGGGUAUCCUCCUCGUGGUCGCUAUAAUGUGGUUCUCUCUCUCGGUGGGGCGUGUGGUGAGUUGUGCGUGGAUGCCGAUGAGAAUAGUGUGAAGCCUCCACGUGCGCUACAUCUCCGUGGUAACGUGCUCAACAAGCCACGUGAUAAGAUGCGCGGAUUGACGCUCUCAGACGCGGAGGCAACUGAGAUUCAUCCUCCGCCACCCGGAUUGAGGUGAGUCACUACGCCACCACGAGGACUUGGAGCGCAUUGGGAAUUGGACAUUCCAAAUUGGGGAGAAAAAAAAAUACAAUUCACACAAAACAAUGACUUGAAUACACCUCUUAUAUGAUGAACAUAUUUUCAGUUUCGGAAUUCAAAAUGUCUAAGUGGUGUUAAUAAAUGUCUCAAAAGCUGAAAUUCUUGUAAAAUUUUGGCAAGAGAAAUGCAUAAUAUUCUUUUUAAAAAUGAAGUGAUAUUUGCGUCUAAAAAAAAUAAAAAAUAAAAUUAUAUAUAUAUGUGUGUGUGUGUAUAUAUAUAUAUAUGUGUGUGUGUGUAUAUGUGUGUGUGUGUAUAUAUAUAUAUGUGUGUGUGUGUGUAUAUAUAUGUAUAUGUAUAUAGUAUGUAUGUAUGUGUGUAUAUAUAUAUGUGUGUGUGUGUGUGUAUAUGUGUGUGUGUGUGUGUGUGUGUAUAUAUAUAUGUGUGUGUAUGUAUAUAUGUGUGUGUGUGUGUGUGUGUGU